AUGUCGGACGAGUGUGACGUCAACACCAAAGAAGAGAAGGGAGGGACAUUCCUGUGUGAGAGCUGCGGCCUUCGCGAGACCUACCACUACUACGGGCGGAGGCCUCCCUUCCAUCGUGGGGUCACAUUCCUGGAAGACUGUUACCUGAUGCGUGACCCGUUCCAGAGCCAGCCCACAGGAUCUUUCUUGCUCCUAGGGUCGUCAUGCACUGCUUGUGGUAGAGUGGUGUGUCAGGCAGCCUCAUGCAGCCUCUUCUACACUACCAGGUUUUGUGGGGCUUGUGCUGAAGACAAUCUGAAGGAGUUUCCUACCGAAAUGCAGCAGCGCAUCACUAAAAAGCGAACUCAACAGAAGACAAUGUAA
This is a messenger RNA of Eriocheir sinensis (Chinese mitten crab), 363 nucleotides long. Its product is annotated as cysteine-rich DPF motif domain-containing protein 1-like. NCBI's taxonomy places the organism in Eukaryota, Metazoa, Arthropoda, Malacostraca, Decapoda, Varunidae. The transcript has a single exon. Bases 1 to 363 code for a protein of 120 amino acids. The record is from RefSeq and is a predicted model, not a curated record.